AUGGCGUCCGCAUCCCCAGUUGCGGUAGUCUUCGGCUGCACCGGCUUGGUCGGGUCGAACAUUCUGAGCACGCUGCUCGCAGGCAAAAGCACCACCGGCACAGUGCACACGGUCUCGCGCCGCCAGCCCAAGGCCGAGGGUGCCAAGCUCCACGCGACGGUCGAGCCCUCGACCGAGCAGUGGGCGGCCAAGCUGGCGGAGCUGCAGCCGCCGGCGACGACGGUGUACUCGGCCGUCGGGACCACGCGGGCCGCGGCGGGCGGCAUCGAGAACCAGCGCAAGAUCGACCACGACCUCAACGUGGAGAUCGCAAGGGCCGCCAAGAAGGCCGGCGCCAAGACCUUUGUCUUCAUCUCCUCGGCCGGCGCCCGCAGCAUGUUGGCCGCACGCGCACCCUACUCGCAGAUGAAGAUCGGGGUCGAGGACACCAUCAAGGAGCUCGAUUUCGAUCAGGCCGUCAUUGUGAGGCCCGGCCUCAUCAUGGGACAGCGGGAGGAGAGCCGCACCGCCGAGGGCCUGUUCCAGGGCCUCUUCAACGGGGUGGGAAAGCUCUCUAUGGCGGCCAGGGACUUCAUGGCGCAGGAUGCCGACGUCAUCGCCAGGGCUGCUGUCGCCGCAGCGGUGCAGGCCGAGCAAGGCAAGGCACCGUCUAAGUACUGGAUUCUGGAGCCGGCAGACAUCAUUCGCCUCGGAAGGACGGAGUGGAAGGACUUGUAG
This is a messenger RNA of Pyricularia grisea, 717 nucleotides long. RefSeq lists its product as uncharacterized. Lineage: Eukaryota; Fungi; Ascomycota; Sordariomycetes; Magnaporthales; Pyriculariaceae. Bases 1 to 717 code for a protein of 238 amino acids. Gene Ontology annotation, cellular component: cytoplasm. The record is from RefSeq and is a predicted model, not a curated record. Gene Ontology annotation, biological process: import into nucleus. The transcript has a single exon.